CGAGCCAGGCCAGUUCCGACCAGCUAGCAGUUGAAACUGGAUUGGCAAGGUGGCCACACGUACCACGGGAGCAACUCCGCCGACGAAUAUGGACGACGAUACGGACAUCUUUAACAUUGACCCGAAGGAAGUAUGGCUGGAAAAGGAGGCCAUUGCUGGAUUCCGUGUGUGGCACAUCAUCGCCACCGUGCUGGGCAUCCUAAUGGGAAUAACGGUGAUGGUCUGUUGCUGCAUGAGGUUCCGGAUUCCACGCACCAAGCAGGAAAUCGAGGCGGACUACCAGCGGAAGCAGAUAACCAAGAAAUUCCGCGAGAAGCUCCAGCAGAUCAAGAACUCCGAAAUGGACGACAUGGAUCUACAGAAGGUUUGCGCCCACAUCCAGAACGAGUAUCUGAAUCUCCAGGCCAGCGUGGAGAGCAUGAACGAGAAGCAGAAUGUCAAGUUUAAGAUCUAAGUGCCUGUUAUAGUAUUUGUGCCGUGCCGUAGUUUAUAAUCGUUAUAUAAUCUUACAUCUAAUAAAUUAUACAAGCGAAUAAAAUAGAGAGAUUCCGGAUUAGUUUUAUAUUGCAAUUUGAUUCAAUCGUUUUUAUUAAUUCCGUUUUUGGAUUGCUUGAUGUAUCAAAGGUUGGUUUUUACGUUUUUAAAUGCGCUUUUCUAC
This is a messenger RNA of Drosophila bipectinata, 658 nucleotides long. Its product is annotated as transmembrane inner ear expressed protein. NCBI's taxonomy places the organism in Eukaryota, Metazoa, Arthropoda, Insecta, Diptera, Drosophilidae. The record is from RefSeq and is a predicted model, not a curated record.